GCAACUGGAAUGAGCGAGAAAGAGCGCGUGGGAGACGUGAGAUAUAAAUAAAUCGCUAUCGUCUUCGCCUUCUCCGCCACACUCACACUCAUUACACACACUCACCUUUCUGUUACCCGAGUCGAAUCGGUGAGUGAGUCAAAUCGGAGCCAGUCAUCACCAUGUCGGACGAGGAGCACCACUUCGAGUCCAAGGCCGACGCCGGAGCUUCCAAGACCUAUCCACAGCAAGCCGGUACCAUCCGCAAGAACGGUUACAUCGUCAUCAAGGGCCGCCCCUGCAAGGUUGUUGAAGUUUCAACCUCCAAGACCGGUAAGCACGGUCACGCUAAGUGCCACUUUGUUGGAAUUGAUAUUUUCACUGCCAAGAAGCUCGAAGAUAUCGUGCCCUCCUCCCACAACUGUGAUGUUCCCCAUGUGAAUCGUACUGACUACCAGUUGAUUGAUAUUUCUGAGGAUGGAUUUGUGAGCCUGCUUACUGAAAACGGCAACACUAAGGAUGACCUGAGACUCCCCACUGAUGAUAGUCUGCUUACUCAGAUAAAGGAUGGAUUUGCUGAGGGUAAGGACCUUGUUGUGUCAGUGAUGUCUGCCAUGGGAGAGGAGCAGAUCUGUGCCCUGAAGGAUAUUGGUCCAAAGAACUAGCGUUUUUAUGUUAUUAGCAAAGAUAUUUUUGUAUGGUCUUGUUCUACACUUGGAUUUAUUGAGGUUGCUCAGACUAGUCACUAGUCUUACUAAAGCUGUUUAUGGAUGUGACAGAAACCCUCUUAAAAUUUUUAUGCUUGAUAUUGUUUUUCUAAA
Messenger RNA from Arachis duranensis, 800 nucleotides. Its product is annotated as eukaryotic translation initiation factor 5A-2. The record is from RefSeq and is a predicted model, not a curated record. The transcript has 5 exons. Gene Ontology annotation, biological process: positive regulation of translational termination; positive regulation of translational elongation. Lineage: Eukaryota; Viridiplantae; Streptophyta; Magnoliopsida; Fabales; Fabaceae. Bases 162 to 644 code for a protein of 160 amino acids. Gene Ontology annotation, molecular function: ribosome binding; RNA binding; translation elongation factor activity.